Molecule: messenger RNA, 2124 nt
Organism: Pelagomonas calceolata
Lineage: Eukaryota; Pelagophyceae; Pelagomonadales; Pelagomonadaceae
Source: the annotation of a GenBank genome assembly
AUGGGCGCGGGCUCGUCCGUCGACAUGGCAAAUGCGGGGUUGGAGCUGCCCGACGGCGGGCCGCCGCCACCCGGCGCCGACGCCGAGUUCGACGCCCUCGUCGAGGCCGAGAUGCGCAAAAGGAGCUCGGGGACGGAGCCCGGAAUCGCGCCGCCGCCGCCGCGCGGCGCGGACCCGGCCUUCGACGCCAUGGUCGAGGCCGAGAUGGUGCGCCAGCGGGGCUUCGCCGAGAGCUACGCCGCGCGCAACCGGGACCUGUUUGAUCGCGACCGCGCCGUCGACGACGCGCGCAUCCGCGCGGCCGUCGAGCGCGCGUCGGACCGGCGGGCCUACGACGCGCCGCGCGCGAGCGAGCCGCCGCCGCAGCAGCCAUCAAAGCCGUUCGCCCCGCUGGGCGCGCCGCCGGAGCCGUUCAAGCCGACGGGCGACCCGCGCCGCGACGCCAAGCUCGCGUACGCGGCCGCGCUGCGCGAGCAGAUGGCCGCGCCGAAGAGCUCGCUGCGCCGGAGCUGGGGCUACGACGCGCUGCCCGACGACGACGCGCUCCGAAGCCCGCCGCGCGAGAAGGCGCCCCCGCGGGACGACGUUCAGGCCCCGGGCCCCCUCGGCGGCGCCUACGCGCUCCGCCCCGAGCAGGAGCCCCGCCGCCUCUCCUACGCGCCCGCGCAGCCGUCGCCGGAGCGGCUCGCGCGCGAGGACUACGCCCGGGACCUGGAGCAGCAGAUGCGCGAGCGCGAGGCGCGCGACCGGGCCGCGCGGGCCGAGGCCGCGUCGCCGCCGCCGCGGCGCGCGCCCGUCGGCGCGUUCCCCGGCGCGGCGGCGGCGCCGGCGGCGCCGGCGGCCUUCUCGCCGCCAAUGAAGCAGGCGGCGGACCACGCGCUCCAGGGCCGGCGCGACGCGCGCGCGAAGCACGUCCGCGAGGUCUACGGCGCGACGGGCGUCGCCGCCGCGGCCUUCGGCGCCCCCGGCGCCGAGGCGCCGGCGGCGCGCGCCAAGUCGAUCACGCGGCCGCGCGACGCGGGCCUGGAGCAGGACCGGCGCGCCAAGGCCCUCGAGCAGAAGGCCGCGCUCGAGGCGCAGAUGCGCGCGAACCGCGAGGCCAAGGAGGCCGCCGACCGCAAGCGCCGCGAGGAGGACGCCGCCGAGGACGCGAAGUGGGCCGCGAAGGAGGCCGAGGACCGCCGCCGCCGCGAGGAGGGCGAGCGCGCCAAGAAGCAGGCCGAGCAGCAGCGCCUCGACGACCUCUACGCGCAGCAGGAGGCGGACGCGAAGAAGCGGCGGAACCGGCGCCACGAGGAGCGGACGACGCCCCUCCGCUCUCCGGCGCCGCGGUCGCCGCGACAGCCGCCGUCCGCGCAGCUGCGGUCGCCGGGGUCGCCGGCGGUCGUCAACACCCAAGCGCGGCGCACGCCGCCGGCGUCGCCUCCAGUACCAUCGCUCGCGGCCCAGAAGGUGCCCGCCGCGCUCGUGCGCGCCUCGGCGGCGCCGGGCACCAAAAUCUCCGACGACGACCUGGAAAGGGCGGCCUCGGACUUCGAGGCGCGCGUCGCGGCGGAGCUCGAGCGCUUCCAGGACGACCGGCGGAGGCGCGUCGCGCGCGCCGCGCUGCCCCAGAACGCGGGCGGCGCGCUCGAGUCGCUCGCCGAGAAGAUCCAGCAGGCGCCGGACCUGCGCACGCUCGCGGGCCUGCCGCCCGCGGCGCCGCGUGCGGCGGCCGCCGACGACGCCGUCCCGCACAUAUCCGCCGAGGACGACUGGGGCGAGACGUCGCUCGCGGGCGAGUCGACGUUCGUGCCGCUGCCCGAGCGCGUGGCGCGCGCCGAGGCGGCCUACAACCUCGCGGACACGCCGCCGGCCUCGGCCGGCGCGCUCUCGCCCGACGCGAUCGCCGACCGCUGGCAGCGCGACCACCCGCUGCCCGGCGCCAAGGCGCGCCGCGGCCCCGCCGCGCGCACGUCUCGGCGCCAGAACACCGUCGAGCAGUCCCUCGCCGGCGAGUCGUCGUUCCACGCGUUCAUCGACCCCGCCGACGAGGCCAUCACCUCGCCCGCGCCGCCGGAGACGUUCGAGGACCUCGCGGACCGGAUUCCCGACGAGUCGUUUGAUUCUACCUUGGGGGCGUAA